CCACCCUUACACCCACAGACAGCCCUCCAACCUCAGGCAAAUUGACCACUGUUUCCAUUGCAAUGUCGGCUUCACUUCCAAAGCAAAUGCAGGCUGGGUGCCCCAUCCUUCUACCGUUGUCAUGCAGUAAGAUAUUGGCCGGUCUUUCCCCUCUUUCCAUGCGAUAACCCACAUCGCACGAUUUCCUCUGACAGCCACAGUUCUAGAAGUGCACCUCGGCAGCACGCCUGGGUAACGAUAAUUUGGUUCAUUAUUGUCACACCUACUGAACUUGUCUUGCGUACCAUCCACACGGAGUCACUCACCUCGUUCCCGGGUGAACGAUCGCAUAUUUUGUAAUCAUCAUCCCAGCAUCGAGCGUGUCAAAAAUCCAUACUAUCCUUUACAACAGUGCAUUGAGGUAGUUCAAGGUAAAACGGUAACAGAAUGCAGAACAAAGUGUUACAGUUACAGAGUAACUACAAGUAAACAGCAGGGUGAAAGGUCUCAUCGAGUAGAUUGUGAGGCCAACAGUCCAUGCUAUCGUACUAUGGGAACCACUCGAGUUAAUAACAGCGGGUAGACGCUGUCCUUGAGCUGGACGGUAGGGCUUUCAGGGUUUUGUAUAUUCUCUUCGAUGGAAGAUGGGAGGACGUCUGGAAUGGAAGGGAGUCUUUGAUUACGUGCCGAGCAUUCCAAAAUUUCAUUGCCCUCAGGGUGUAGAAAUUUCUUCUUCUCACCUGAGUGCGUGAUCCCAUAUUUUGGAACCAUCCUCCCUGCAUCGAAUAUGUGAAAGCCCCUCUGUGACAUACUGUAAAGGACUGUGGUAACGCGAAAUCUCUAAUUCUUUCAGCAGGGUCACUUUUACUUAUGUGGUCAGCGACAUUUCUGUAAAAAAAAGUUGACAAAGUCUGGUUGAUGGACAGGUAGACUGGGCUGCCGAGGGAGUGAAGGACGCCGGGAGUUAUAGUUUUUGUGUGACGCCAGGUCCGUAGGAGGGGUAGCAACGGCAGACCUUGGACUACAGGACCCAGCAGACACCACGGUGAGCCGUCUGCCGGUACCUUCGAUGCCCAGCGACCAUGUCGUCCUCCGGCUUCGCGUAAAGGCUGCGGAGGGAAGGGCUUGGCGGUAUUGCUUCUCCCCUGGCAGAAGCGACGACAGCGCGGCACGGUAGCCACCAGCAAUGGGGUCCAGGAUCAGGAAAUAUCCAACGACGACUUUUGAAGUGUACGCGGAAGUUACACGGCCCGAGUCUGGUGGUUCAGAUCCUGAGGUGCGGAGGCAAUUCCCCGAGGACUUCAGCGACCAGGAAGUUCUGCAGACAUUGACCAAGUUUUGUUUCCCUUUCUAUAUGGACAGCCUUACAGUCAGUCAAGUUGGCCAGAACUUCACAUUUGUACUCACUGACAUUGACAGCAAGCAGAGGUUUGGAUUUUGCCGCUUAUCUUCUGGGGCUAAAACUUGCUCCUGCUUCCUAAGCUAUUUACCUUGGUUUGAAGUUUUCUACAAGCUUCUGAACAUCUUAGCAGAAUACACUGCCAAAAGCCAGGACUGCCAGUGGAAGAAUUUACUGCAUUUAUUGUACUGCAUUGACCCGCCGCAGCCAGGUACUGCCGUGCAGUUAGGUGUGCAUUUGUACUUUACUCCACCUAAUAACCAGGAACUUCCUAGCAUACCAGAAAAUAGAAACCUGACAGAGUAUUUUGUUGCAGUGGAUGUUAACAACAUGCUCCAUCUUUAUGCCAGUAUGCUGUAUGAACGGCGAAUUCUCAUCACCUGCAGCAAGUUGAGCACUUUAACAGCCUGCAUCCACGGCUCGGCAGCUAUGCUCUACCCCAUGUACUGGCAGCAUGUUUACAUUCCGGUCCUCCCUCCACAUCUCCUGGACUACUGCUGUGCACCGAUGCCCUAUCUCAUCGGAGUGCAUUCAAGUUUAAUGGAGAAAGUGAGGAACAUGGCUUUAGAAGAUGUAGUGAUACUAAACGUGGACAACAAUACACUAGAGACACCAUUUGAUGAUCUUCAAAGCCUUCCUAAUGAUGUGCUGGCAGCACUGAAGAACCGACUUAAGAAAGUUUCAACGACCACUGGGGAUGGAGUUGCUCGUGCAUUUUUGAAGAGUCAAGCAGCCCUCUUUGGUAGCUACAGGAAUGCGCUGAAGAUUGAACCUGAGGAACCCAUAACGUUCAACGAGGAGGUUUUUGUUUCACACCGCUCGAGUGCCAUGAGGCAGUUCCUACAGAAUGCCAUUCAACUGCAACUCUUCAAACAGUUCAUUGACGGUCGACUGGAUCUGCUGAAUUCUGGGGAAGGAUUUAGUGAUGUAUUUGAGGAGGAGAUAAAUAACGGCGAAUAUGGAGGAGGAAGCUACAAAUCCUAUCAUCAGUGGCUGUUCACAGUGAAGAAAGGAAGUGGGGCCCUCAUAAAUACAAUGAAGACAAAGGCGAACCCCGCAAUGAAAACAGUGUACAAGUUUGCAAAGGACCAUGCGAAAAUGGGAAUAAAAGAGGUGAAAAAUCGUUUGAAGCAAAAGGAAAUGGCAGAAAAUGGCUACUCAGUGGCGGGAGACAAUGUCCAGCAUAAAGGUAUGGCAUCCCCUCUGUCUGAGAAGAAGGAAGGGAGACAGCGAGACGACCAGCGGCCGAUAACCAUGCAUUUUGGGCAGCCAGAGAAAAUCCCUCCACCUCGGCCGCCUCCUCCAAAGAUAAACUGUACUCCUCCAGCUGCAAGACCUCCAAGACCACCAGUUAAGAAGCCAAGGAGUAAUGCACUAUCGGCAGAGACUCGAAUAGCCUCCAUUUCAAGCCCAGAGCACAUUGUAAGACCCACACGGCAUUACACAGUGUUCCUCUCUGAGGAGUCUUCUGAUGAUGAGCUUCACCCUGAAGAGAACUCUGUAUCUGCCUUCUCGGAAAGCUUUCUCUUCACUCCUUUCGAAUGGCCUCAGCCAUAUAAAACUUUAAAGGAAUCUGAUGCUGUUGAUGGAGAAGAUUUGGGUACUGAGAAGAGGCAGGGGCAUAACAUCUUUUCUGGCCUGUCAGUACCAACCAGGAAUAUGGAUGUGAACUUACUGGACGAUCUGUUCAGCAGUAUUAAGGUAACUUCACAACAUCAGCCACUCAGCCAAGCAAAGAGCAUGGAGGAUCUGAGGACCCCUAAAGAGGAAGAAAUAGAGAAUGCAUUUGGAACUCAGUGGAAGGGAAUGGCUUCAUCUGAGAAGAGCAAAGCUCUCUCAACGGGACUGCAUCACACCCUGCCCCAUGCCAAGCUUCGGAGCACUGUCCAUGACAACACAGCCCUGGGGGUGAAGCCCAUCACCAGCUCAUCACCUGGGAGCAUUCACUUCGGGAGUUUCUUCACAGCGAUUGACGCAGAGACUUUGAACAGAGGCGUUCAGUUACCCCCCACGGAUCCUCCGCCAGGUGGCUCGGGCAGCAUCACCAUUCCCCGGCCUCAAGGCAAGAGGUCCACGGACAAGGGGAUUGUGCUUCCGCCCCCAGCGGCUGUCAGUCGGGGCGCCAAACAGCAGGCCCUUCCUGGACUUGACCAAGUCUCGGCUGUGUUACAGGAUAGCUCUAAGCAAGACGUGUCCGUGUCCACUGCUGGUUCAGUGUCCGAAAUGUUACAGGAGUCCACAGGAGCUGAGAAGAAAUCAGACUUAAGACCAUUGAACCUGACCCCUCAGCCUGCAUUAAGUUCUUGUGCUACUGAUAUUCUGAAACCUAUCAAAAUCGGCAAGGGAGUGGAUAGCAGGAACGAUCUCUUGAGUCUUUUGGAUCCAUUGAGUUCCACUUCUGACCUCGACAGGGGCCAGUCUCCAAGUCCCAGCGUUUCAUUAGCACCCGCAUCGUCUUUGCCUUCCGCUCCUGCACCUUUGGCUUUUGCCUCUCCAAGUACUGACCUGGGAAUAAGUACCCCGCCUGCUUCCCUACAGUUCAGCCAAACUCUGGGGUACUCAGCCCCCAGCCCAGCACCAGUAGUGCCAUUUCCCCAACCCCCAUCGUAUCCGUUUUCCCAAACAUUACCGGCAGCUCUUCACUUCCCUCAGGCCCAGCCUACAGCGACUCACUUCGUGUCUCCUGCGGCUUCUCCCUUUGUUCCAGGCUUCUUGCCGUCGGGUCCCGGAUACUUCCAGCCGCAGAUGCCCCAUCGGAACUUCUCCGCACCCUCGCUCCAUCAUCUGUAUGUACAGCCCACCCCACUGACUCAGUCAGGGACUUUCAGCAAGCAAAGUACAAUCUCCUCCACCAGCCUGGGUGGAACAAGCUAUGCAAAGGCAGCAGGGAAUGUGGCGGAUUCCAAUUCCGCCAUGGCCAGCGGAGGGAAAAACUUGACUGACCCACCAGUGGUCCCACCAAAGCCUUCGAAAGGUCUGGAAAGAAUUCCGCAGCCGUGCGACACUGGGGUGGCCGACGAUCCAUUUGCAGUAUUGCUCAAUGCGACGAAGAAGGAGGCAGCAAGUUCACAGAGUCGAGUAGACCAGCUCAGGAAGAAGUGGGAGACGUUUGAGUAAAAGCUGACAUGCAGUGUCCCGUCAUUAAGUGAACGACACCAGAGUGUCCAUACACUGUGGCCUUUGGAUGUCUCAUAAAGAAAAGAAUAUCACAUUGCAAAGAGUACGCUGUACAAGAUAAUUCUGUAUGGUUUCUGUAAUAGCCAUAGGCAGUGUAUCUUGUAUCCAUUCUAGUUAUGGUGAGGUAUUGUAACACUAUACUUAAUCCCCAAGGCAAGUCAACACGACCUCCUCAAUAUGGUGAUUUACUGUGACUUCUGCAGUUGCUUUCCUGCGAAGAAAUACUUCUGCAAAGCUGCCGAAGUUCAACGUGAGAUUGCCUUCUUUCGUUACUUUUGAUUCCUCUUUCUUUUUGCUUGCUCAGUGAUGCUGUUUGAUGUGCACACCACUGUCACCAUUGCUCAGCACAGCGUUUAAAUAUCUGCAUCAGUUAUGAAGCACCACGGCGUAAAUUUGUCAGUGCAGUGAUUCCUUUUGCAGCACCUUUCGAUUGUAGUGCUCUUGGUCAGGCAGUAUUUUGAUAAUUAUGUGAGUUAUCAUGAAAUGAUUGCUGUAUUUAUCAGAACAUUUCUUAAUUAUCCUCCCAUGACAUCAGAGAGUAAACACUAAACUCCUGCACAUGAACUUUUUUCAAAAAAUUAAUUAUGACGAAGUAUUGUCUAUUUAUUGUAACUGUGUGCGCAAAGAAGACCAGGCAAAUCAGUGCUCAUACAUUUCUCUUCCAGCUCAGUAAAGCUGCUUUAAUUCAGGCUUGUUAGUGAAAGAUUUUAUAUUGGUUUUAUUGUGGGAUAAGUUCAGCAUCAAAUGAUUAAUAGAAUUUUCAACUUAGGUUUGUUAAAGUAUAAUCUUCAGCUCUGUGUCUAACGUACGGCCACUACUAGUGUUAAGACCAACCAGCAACUUUGGCCAAGUAUUAUAAUGGCUGGCAUAACGUGCUCAGGUGGAACCAGGGUCCUUCUACCACACUGCCUCUGGGUUUGAGUAAUGCACGUCUGUGGCCACUGGUGGUUCGAACUCAAGCGUCAAGCAGGAACGUCCAAAUUCAGGUGAACCGUCCCCAAGUUAUUGUAAAUCCUCACAAGGUGCAUAUAUGAACUUUUACCAGGUUUUUGAUUCAUCCAAGGCUACUCAUUUCCCUGCUUGAUGCACUUUAUCAAAACUAUCCUCUGAUCAUAAGAAAGAAGUGGUUUGAUGCUUCUUCAAAUCCUCCUAAGCUCUGCUUCCUUGUUGGCCGAAGGACAUGUAUAUCUCCUUCCAACUUCUGCAGGGAAGCUUUCCAAUGCAGCGGCCAAACAUCGACUAACCAGAAAGAAAUCUGAAAUCAUCUAAUCAUCUUCAGGGGAAACUCUACCAAUCUUUGUACGUACUUUGCAUUCAUGUUAGGAUGUUUUACAACCUUUGAGGAGGAAAUGUAUGCUAACACACUUGUGGCUCUGUUUGUAGAAAGCUGUUUUCUAUCUACCCAAUGUUCAUGGACCAUUUCUGAUGUAAUUCUGGUUAUACUUUUAUAGUACUGAAGGGUGAAAAGGGAUCAGACGGCUAAAUUAUUAUGAUCAUGUGUAGUUUAAGCCAGAUUUUACCUCUCACACUCCACCUAUUUCUAUAAAGUACUGGACAAUCCCGAUGCAGAGCAACAUACAUGAAACACUGGAGGAACUCAACAGGUUAGGCAGCAUCUAUGGACAGAAAUAAACAGUAUAUAUUUUGGGCCAAAACCCUUCAUUCAUGAGUCCCAGUGAAGGGUCUCGGCCUGAAGCAUCGAAUGUUUAUUCCCCGCCAUAGAUGUUGCCUGACUUUCUGAGUUCUUCCAGUGUUUUGUGUAAGUUGCUCUGGACUUACAGAACUUGCAGAAUCUCUUGUGUUUAUCAGUCUGAACGCAUUUUGUGUUUGGUUUGUAACCCAUUUUAGUUCCUUGUUUUGCCUUGAAAAAAUUAGUUUAGGUCAACUACAGUUAAAGUAAAGUGAACUUUUUUAAGGUAUCACUGUUUGUAUUUUCAUUAAAACCAUGAUACAUAGGAUAAGAAUUCUGCCAUUCGGCCCAUCAAGUCUGUUCCCAUUAAGUGAGGCAUGUAAUCAAUCAAGAACAUCAUCAAAAGCUUCCACAAAUAAUUGUGGGUCUGAUAAUCAAGUGGCAAGUUUAGUAUUUGUAAACUGCCAUGUGUGACAUCGUCUCUGCAGUAACACACACACACAUUGCUGGUGUAACAUCAUCGGUACAGUAAUAUACGCACAGUGCUGGAGGAACUCAGCAUCUAUGGAGGGGAAUAAACAGUCGACUUUUCAGGCCAAGAAACUUCAUCAGGACUGGUGAAAGGUCUCAGCCUGUAACGUCGACUGCUGAGUUCUUCCUGCAUUUUAUAUGUGUGUUAUUCUGGCAGUUGAGCACCAAUACACACAACAUUCACACACACACAUUCACACAUACACAUGCUCACACACACAUACUCUCUGACACUCAGACACACACACAGACAUAUUCUCCCUCACACAGACCUGCAGGCUCACACACACACACACACACACACACACACACGUGCACACUUUGUCUCAUGCUCACUGACACACAUCUAUGUCUACAUAAGGUCCACAGAUGGUAAUACAUUUCAUUACACAGUCACCACCCACACCCACGAUGAUUCUGAGCAAGGAGUAAAUGAAGAAUGAGAGCACUGGGUGGAGUAAAUUGAAAAAUGAACAAAUUUAAACAUUUAUCAAUAUAUAAAAUGAUUGAGCUUCAUAAAUAACAGAGUUUGAGUUUUUUCAGCUGUUAAAGAUACUUCUCGCCUACCGCCAAGCAAAAAUAAUAUCUCUUUUAAUAUAUUUCAUUUGUUUUUACAAUCCACUCAAGAAACCUAGAGUAUUUAGUGAUUAGUCUUACCUGAUUUUAGUGACUGAACUUCCAAAUAUUGAAAAUGGGAUUUUGAGGAGCUGUAAUCAUGGAACUUGCACACUAGUACUCGGAUAAUAUGGUACAAAUCUCCAAGCUCAAGAUACAGAUUAUUGCUCGAGGUUUUGCCGGUGGUGUUUUACUUUGCACUGGAAAAGGGUGGUAGCCUACCUACGACAAGAUCAGGAAGUGGUUUCAUUGGCGUGGAUGCUCUCCGUUUGUAAGACUGGCUUGUGCUUACUGCCAAAGUUUGUUAUUAAUGCAUUUAUAGUUUUGAAAGUUUUCUUCUCAAAUUUUAUUAUGAAAUAAAUAUUGCAGCAACACAACUUGAAUUUGUGCUGAAGCCACAAAGUCUGAGCUGUUACACUUCAAAAUGGUUGCACUAUAUUUGUUCCUAUCCACAGACACUCAAUGUCUUACCCCUCACAAAAGAAACCUGGCACAAGUUUCUGAAUAAAUAAUUAGUUUCACGCAACCUUUAAACACACUUAAGAUGUAGUAGAUUCAAAAUUUCCAUAUUUACAAUAACUGUUACCUUGUAAUAACUGCUUUGGAAAUCUAUCUGAAUUAGUCAGUGAUAUUGCAGUGGCUUUUGACAAGACUCUAAUGCAUUUCCUGAGAAUUACAGUAACUUGUUAAUGUGCCUCGAACACUACUGAAUGUAAGGUAGUGCGGUUUACUGAAACCGAGGUGGUGUAAAGAGAAA
Mobula hypostoma (lesser devil ray) is the source of this 8088-nucleotide messenger RNA. Its product is annotated as DENN domain-containing protein 1A-like. Lineage: Eukaryota; Metazoa; Chordata; Chondrichthyes; Myliobatiformes; Myliobatidae. The coding region runs from base 1166 to 4495 and encodes 1109 amino acids. Gene Ontology annotation, biological process: endocytosis; endocytic recycling. Gene Ontology annotation, molecular function: phosphatidylinositol phosphate binding; guanyl-nucleotide exchange factor activity. The transcript has 24 exons. Gene Ontology annotation, cellular component: clathrin-coated vesicle; cytosol. The record is from RefSeq and is a predicted model, not a curated record.